Molecule: messenger RNA, 1979 nt
Organism: Malania oleifera
Lineage: Eukaryota; Viridiplantae; Streptophyta; Magnoliopsida; Santalales; Ximeniaceae
Product: exosome complex component RRP45A-like
Exons: 11
Coding region: 286-1734 (482 amino acids)
Biological process (GO): U4 snRNA 3'-end processing; TRAMP-dependent tRNA surveillance pathway; exonucleolytic trimming to generate mature 3'-end of 5.8S rRNA from tricistronic rRNA transcript (SSU-rRNA, 5.8S rRNA, LSU-rRNA)
Cellular component (GO): nuclear exosome (RNase complex); cytoplasmic exosome (RNase complex)
Source: RefSeq, a predicted model, not a curated record
CUUGGAUCAUGGAGAGAAACCCUGAAUAACCCUUUCCCUCCUUCCCCCUCAGCCUUCAGCCUUCUGCCUUCAGCUCUCUCUCUACCUCGCUCCCUUCUUUAACUUUCCUCGUCCUCUGUCCCUCGCCCCUUGGCCUCAGCGCUGCGCCUGAUCCUCAUCGCCGCCUCACGGCUCCGGACUUGCCCUCCGCCCUCUCGGCCGCUCCGCCCGGCGGUGGGUGCUGCAGGCCUGCUCUGCCCGCCGUCUCCUUCACGGCUCCCACUUCUUCCAGUUCCAGGAUAAGAAAUGGAGAGGUUAUCUAAUACAUGGCGAAUGACAGUGAAUGAGAAGAAAUUCAUUGAGACUGCAUUGCUCUCGGAACUCAGAGUUGAUGGUCGUCGUCCCUUUGAUUAUCGUCAACUAACUGUCAAGUUUGGCAGAGAAGAUGGAUCAUCAGAGGUGCAGCUAGGCCAAACUCAUGUUAUGGGUUUUGUGACUUCCCAACUGGUUCAACCUUACCGAGACAGACCAAAUGAAGGGACACUGUCAAUUUAUACUGAGUUUUCUCCAAUGGCUGAUCCUUCAUUUGAAGCAGGUCGACCUGGAGAAUUCGCAGUGGAAUUGGGACGUAUAAUUGAUCGUGGUUUAAGGGAAAGCAGGGCAGUGGAUACAGAGUCGCUGUGUGUUCUUUCUGGGAAGUUAGUGUGGGCCAUCCGUAUUGAUCUCCACAUUCUAGAUAAUGGGGGAAAUCUUGUGGAUGCCUCUAAUAUUGCUGCUCUGGCUGCUCUAUUGACAUUCCGAAGGCCUGAAUGUACAUUUGGAGGGGAAGACGGUCAGGAAUUGAUAGUAUAUCCACCUGAGGUGAGGGAGCCACUUCCUUUGAUAGUACACCAUCUUCCAAUAGCUGUGACUUUUGGAUUUAUUGGUAAUGAGAACUUUGUGGUGAUUGAUCCAACACAUCAUGAAGAAAAUGUUAUGGGGGGGAGAAUGACGGCCACACUUAAUUCAAUUGGUGAUGUUUGUGCUAUUCAAAAAGCUGGGGGUGUGGGUGUCAUGCAAAGUGUUAUUAUGCAGUGUUUGCGGAUUGCUUCUGUGAAGGCUGCUGAUAUAACGAGCAAGAUAAGAACUGCUGUUGAAUCUUACAACACAGAAAGAGCAUUAAGGAAGAUCAAGCGCCACUCCUCUUCUGUUGCUUUGGAUGUUAGUGGAUCAGGUGCUAAAUUAAGGGGGAUCCAGAGUCAAUCUGUUGAUGAGACGGGAGUCGGUGAAUUGUCAAGGCAUCAUAUGGAAAGAUUGAAGUUGGUAUCGGAUGAAAGUUGUGUCACUGACAGCAAUAACAUUGAAAGCAAAACCCAAUUUUCUGAAAAAGGUGGAACUAACAAGAGACAAUGCGACACAAGAAGUUUCAUUGGUGGGCCUUCAAAUUGGGAUCCAUACUCAAAAGGGGCGGAUUCAGAUUCACUGAAAGCUACUCUGGCAUCACAUGUAUCAAGUUGGUUGCUGUAUUUAUAUGACUCCCUCUGCAAUGAAGGAAUGCCAAAUCCUGAUAAAAGACGAACAGAAUUGAGGCAUGAUACAAUGCCCUGUGAAGAAACUAAGCUGGAAGAACCAACAGCUGAGCUUGGUCCUGCGCCUUCACCAACUAUGCCAACUGGAACUGAAUCUCAAACAAAUGGACAGAAGACUUUGAAAGAUGCCGUGAAGCUAAAGAACAAGAGGAAAAAGAAGGCAUCCAAAACUGCUGGUCCUACUUAGUUGGAUUUUGUGAACAGAUCCUUUGUUGAGCUUGUAUAUUAUUACCCCGCGUCUUUAACCUGUAAUUUAUACAUUAUUGUCAUGUUCCUUUGAGAACUGUAAUAUUAGGAGGAUUUCUCUGCCUUACAAGCUAGGUAGUUCAAUCUUUCUUUGAAAUUUUGUGAUCUGUAUGCUUGGAUAGAGCUUUUGCAGUCUCCCUGAUCAUCUUAGAAAAUUAUGAUAAAUUGGGUAUGACGAUGUUUCAA